UUCUUUGCAACCACGACAGUCGAGGCAAAAGCACUGAGAGGCAGAGAGGGGAGGGAGAGAGGGAGUGGUCGUGAUGAAUCCAAAGCUAACAGAGGCGUCGCAGCUGUUCGAGCGUUUCAAAUCUGCUCUUGUGAGGAACGAUUUCGAUACCUGCGCAAAUCUACUCUCUCAACUUAAGGUCUUGCUUACAAGAUUCAGAAGCCUACCACCUUUAUUUGAAGACACUCCAAAUGCAAUCCAUGAAUUGACAUUAGCGAGGGACAUAUAUGAGCAUGCAGUUAUUUUGAGCAUGAAAACUGAGGAUCAGGAUGCAUUUGAGAGGGAUUUCUUUCAAUUAAAGCCAUAUUACACAGAUGCCAGUGGUUGCCUUCCUUCAUCUCCUCAAGAGUACAUAUUAUUAGGUCUCAACCUGUUGAGGCUCCUCGUGCAGAACAGAAUCGCAGAGUUCCACACUGAAUUGGAACUGCUCUCAUCUACAGCUCUGGAUAAUCCUUGCAUCAAGCAUGCUGUAGAGCUGGAGCAAUCCUUCAUGGAAGGAGCUUAUAACUGUGUGUUGAGUGCUAGGCAGACUGCACCACAUGAAUCUUUUGUUUACUUUAUGGAUCUUCUUGCAAAGACAGUAAGAGAUGAAAUAGCCGGCUGCAGUGAGAAGGCAUAUGAUUAUCUUUCAAUAAAUGAUGCUCGCCAAAUGCUGUUGUUUUCUUCUGACAAGGAACUUUUGGAUUACAUCAGGGAGGAUCACCCUGAGUGGGAGAUAAAGAACGGAUGCGUGUUUUUCCAGAAGGCAAAGGAAAGCGCGCCUUGCAAAGAGAUACCAUCUCUACAACUUAUCAAUCAAACGCUGAGUUAUGCAAGAGAGCUGGAGCGGAUUGUGUAAGAGAGCUACUGUCUUGGCAAUCAAUGUUUUUUACAGUGUUGCCCAUUUUCUUUUUUGAUUCAGUAUGAUUUAGACUAGUCUUUAUAGUUUAUAUUGUUUACUUUGAUGUCAUGCACUUUUCAUAUUUUGUGAUCGAUUCAUCUUCGAUGCAAAUGCAAAACCAUUUUGAAAGACAAAGAGAUUUCGCA
This is a messenger RNA of Tripterygium wilfordii, 1065 nucleotides long. RefSeq names its product 26S proteasome non-ATPase regulatory subunit 8 homolog A-like. The coding region runs from base 74 to 877 and encodes 267 amino acids. The transcript has 6 exons. Gene Ontology annotation, cellular component: proteasome regulatory particle; nucleus; proteasome regulatory particle, lid subcomplex. Lineage: Eukaryota; Viridiplantae; Streptophyta; Magnoliopsida; Celastrales; Celastraceae. Gene Ontology annotation, biological process: proteasome-mediated ubiquitin-dependent protein catabolic process. The record is from RefSeq and is a predicted model, not a curated record.